AUGCGGCGUGACGAGGGAGCUGGGCUCCUUGUUAAGACGUACGGUGUGGUCCAAGACCACGACAAACUCCAGCUCUUUGUGUGCGAGCAACCUGACAACGACGUCAUGUGA
This is a messenger RNA of Peronospora matthiolae, 111 nucleotides long. The record is from the annotation of a GenBank genome assembly. Lineage: Eukaryota; Oomycota; Peronosporomycetes; Peronosporales; Peronosporaceae.